Messenger RNA from Antechinus flavipes (yellow-footed antechinus), 5120 nucleotides. It is a transcript of the gene SLCO1A2, whose product is annotated as solute carrier organic anion transporter family member 1A2. Gene Ontology annotation, molecular function: bile acid transmembrane transporter activity; protein binding. The transcript has 13 exons. Gene Ontology annotation, cellular component: membrane. Bases 151 to 1764 code for a protein of 537 amino acids. The record is from RefSeq and is a predicted model, not a curated record. NCBI's taxonomy places the organism in Eukaryota, Metazoa, Chordata, Mammalia, Dasyuromorphia, Dasyuridae. Gene Ontology annotation, biological process: transmembrane transport; bile acid and bile salt transport; sodium-independent organic anion transport.
UUUUUGGUUGCUCAGUUGUUUUCAAAUCUUUGUUCAUAAAGUUCACAUUCAAUUCCAUUUGGUUUUGGCUGAAGAUAUCAAGAGCUUCCUUUAGAUAAGGUCAAUGUAAAGACGGUCAAGAAAUAAACAUUCAGGUGUACCUGGAAGAACAUGAGAGAAACUGAUAAACAGAUUGCAACACACCAAUUAAAAUGUAUUUCCAAGAUAAAGAUGUUUCUAUUGGCAUUGAUAUGUGCUUAUAUCUCCAAAACAUUGUCUGGAUCUUUUCUAAAUUCCAUCCUUACACAACUGGAAAGGCAAUUUAAUCUCUCAACAACUCUGGUUGGACUUAUUAGUGGAAGUUUUGAAAUAGGGAAUCUUUUGCUGAUAGUAUUUGUGAGUUACUUUGGAACAAAAAUGCAUAGACCUAUGUUGAUUGCUAUGGGGUGCAUGACUAUGGGCAUCGGAUGUUUUUUGCAGUCAUUACCUCAUUUCUUAAUGGAUCCAUAUGAAUAUGAGACUACAGUUUCAAAGACAUCUAACUCUUCAAGUAAUUUCCUGUGCAUAAGAAAGGAAACUCAGAUUAUCACACCAACAGAAGAUCCAUCAGAGUGUACAAAUGAAGUCAAAUCAUCAAUGUGGCUAUAUGUAUUAGUAGGAAAUAUAAUACGUGGAAUUGGUGAAACUCCUAUCAAACCUUUGGGUAUUUCCUAUAUAGAAGAUUUUGCCCAAACCGAAAAUUCUCCUUUAUAUAUUGGGUGCUUAGAAACAGGAUCUAUCAUUGGUCCUUUGAUUGGCUUUUUGUUAGCAUCAUUCUGUGUGGAAAUGUAUGUAGACAUUGGAUCUGUGAAUACAGAUGAACUGAGCAUAACUCCUUCUGAUACACGAUGGGUUGGUGCAUGGUGGCUCGGUUUAUUGGUAUGUGCAGGAGCAAAUGUGCUUUCUGGAGUUCCAUUUCUUUUCUUGCCUAAAUCUCUUCCAAAGGUAGUAUUAGAAACUAAUAAAAAUAUUAUAGAAGAAGAAGAGAGAAAUAAAAGCAAAACAGAAAAGAGGGACAUCAGUAUAGAUUUCUUACCACUAAUGAAAAGUCUUUUUUGCAAUCGAAUUUAUGUAUUAUUCUUGGUCACGAGUAUAUUGCAGUUCAAUGCUUUUGUCGUUGUGUUCUCUUUCCUGGCUAAAUAUAUGGAACAACAAUAUGGCAUAUCUGCCUCAGAGGCAAUCUUCCUAAUGGGCAUUUACAACUUGCCUCCAGUAUGCUUUGGAUAUUUAGCUGGUGGUUUCAUUAUGAAGAAGUUCAAGAUUAAUAUGAAACAAGCUGCUUAUAUAGCAUUUGGCUUGUCUUUAUUGGACUAUUUUUUGAACAUGUCAUGUUUUUUAAUAAUAUGUGAUAAUUCUCCAGUUGCUGGCCUAACUGUGUCAUAUGAAGGAACACAACAGAAUGAGUAUAUGGAAAGAAAUGUACUGGCUGACUGCAACAUUGACUGCAAUUGUCAAGAUAAAAUAUGGGACCCUGUGUGUGGAGAUAAUAAUUUGUCAUAUAUGUCAGCUUGUCUUGCUGGAUGUGAGACACACUUCGGAACAGGAGUGAAUAUGGGCUUCCAAAACUGCAGUUGCAUCAAAUCUUCAAAAAAUGCUUCAGCCUUUCUUGGACUCUGCAGUAGUAGACCAGCCUGCUCUCUGAUGCUUCAGUACUUUCUAAUAUUGUCAGCAAUCAGUAGUUUCAUUUUUUCUUUAGCUGCAAUACCUGGAUACAUGGUCUUUCUAAGUACUGACUGCCUUAAUUAGUAAUUAUUUUGCGAAUUUCAUGGCCUAUUCAUCUCUUUGGGACCAGCCAAUUCUUUGUGAAGAGAAGAAUUAAUACUUGCCAAAUGGAUCUAAGAAAGUAAAAAAAGACAUUUUUGUUCAUCGAGAGUCAUUUUUCUUCUGGAGCUUACCCAUAUAUAGCUAGUUGUUUAAUCAAAGAGAUAAAUUAUUAGAGCAUAAUUAGUUAAUUGGAGAAUGUAAAGGCCUUAAAUGAAGUAAUGCAUCAGCAAGUCAUAGAGAUAAUUCUUGUGAAGCAGAGAUUCUUCAUUUUUUUGUGUCAUGGACCCUUUUGGGAGUCACUAGCAUGUAUACGUGUACUGGCUGAGGUAUCUUAUUGAGCCUAAUACUACUAAUAAUAAAUUAAUAAAUACAAAGCUGUAAAACAGACACAUCUCCAACAAUAAUUGGCUUUUUACUUUCUUCUCAUAGCCAUAGUUCUAAUUUCUCAAUAUCUAUGUUGAAUUGCAGCAGGGUUAGCUAUAGGCAAAAUUGGAAUGUAAUCAAAGUUAGCAUUGAGUGUCUCUGGAUUCUCCUUUUCUCUUCUUUUGUUGUCCAUUCCCAUUCAGUAUUUCUCUACAAUUUACACUUAUCUCUCUAUUUAGCCUUUAUAAAAAACCAUAUAACUUCUCUGACUAAAUUGUAAGCUCCUACAGUAUAUUGACUAUUCAAAUUUCAUAAAACUCAGAGAUGAAAGAGCCAUCUUUAACUUUUCCAAGGUGUAUCUCAUCAUCAUGAUUUGUAUAUAGCAGGUAUUCAAUUAAUUUGUAAUAAACAAAAACCAGCAACAAAUUUUAUAAUUUAUACUUUAGUGUGAAAGUAAGUGCAUUGUUACCUCUUUUAGGGAUAUCUUUGCAUUUUAAGUCAACAUCAAUUGUGAAAUGAAAGACUGUUUCCUGUUCUAAGAAUUAAAGACUUCAAUGAGCCUAAAUUAUUGAAAAAAGGAUAAAAGAGAAGGUGCUGUAGAAAGAUAAUUGGGCUUAGAGGAUUUGUAACCCUGAUUCCUCUACAUUCUAGCUGCAUGACUCUGGAUAAGUUAUUUAACUUCUUCAAACCUCAGUUUCCUCAUCUAUAACAAAGUCUGAGAGUCCUUUCCAAACAUGAAUCCCUGGAAGUUAUUCCCAGACUCAGGUGAUGCUUUGGGUCAACAUUUAUUCAACCCCCAAUAUUGUCAGAGAAAUCAGUAGAAGGGUAUCCUUUUACAGAAAUCAGAGAAAUCAAUUGUCUGCUCAUGGUUUCUGAGAAAGUGAAUUUUAAUUGUUCUGGGGAAACUUAACCAUAGUUUGUCUCUCACAUUAGUGUAAUUAUAUUCAAUCCAAAUCCUUCCAUGACUCUAUCAACUAACCUAUGUUCUUACAGAUUACCAUAGUAACUUUUUAAAUUAACAACACCACCACCACAGAGUAGAGCUGGUUACCUUUCUUUUGUAUCACUAAAGCAAUAUUUAAACCAUUUCUCUCCUUACAAUAAUAUAGAGAAAAAGUUCUUACAAUAACUCUUUCAUAAGGUUGUUUUGAGAAAAGUACUUUGUCCAAUGUGCUAUCUAAAUAAGAUAAACUGCUUAUUAUAACGUAUUUAAAUCAGAAUAUAUUGGUUAAUCCAUUCAGGUAGCUUCUUGGGUAUCCUUUUACAGGUCUUAUAUGUUCUUCCUUUCCUUAAGUUGAACUUUAGGAAAACUAUGUUCUGUAAGACUCCUAGAAUUUAAGCUGCUAAAAUUAUGUUAUUCUGAACAUCCACAAUUUUGAUCUUUGAAAUAAACCCACAGGAAACUUGGUGUUAGGUGACAAAAUUGGCAUCCUUCUUCAUUUGCUAAAUUUCAAACCAUUUCAAUUGAACAAACAUUUAUUAAUGCCUUAGGUGCAUAAAGCACAAUAUUAGACACUGGAUUAAUAAAGAGGCAAAUGAGAGUUCGUAGAGUCCAGUCCUUCAUAGAGUUCAGUCUAGUUAAGGAAUAAGAAAUUAACACAGAUAAUUAUUGCACAAUAAUACAUGAUAAUUGCAUUUGAGUAGUAUAAAAUCAAGUGCUAUGCAUAUAAGUACAAAAGAAUUGUAAAAAUCAAUCAAGCAUUUAUUAAGUACUUCUUAUACAUCAAGAAUGAUAACAUCAUUAUAACAUUUUUUCAAUAUAUUGCUCACUUUUAAUCAAUUAUUUUUUUCUUCUUCCUCUUUCUAUAAAAAGAAAAAAGCCUUUGUUGUAAGGAUUGACUCUCCAGGAGAAUAGAAUGAAAAGGCAAAGAUAUCUGGCAAUAUACAAAUAAAAGAUAAUAAAAUUUUAAAGGUUAAGGAAAGUCAUUCAACAGAUAAAGGGGAGGGGAGGGUGAGGAGGAAGUUAGGAUGUUCCAGAUCCAGAGAUUAGUUUUAGGAAAGGCAAUGAGUUAGAUAAGUGAAGGGCAGGACCCUUCCAUUCUCUCUUUUGAGGAUGUGACCAUCAAAUUCCGUGGCUGGUAAUUCUUUCUGUUAAACUCUCUUUUUGAUGCUGGAGAAGUUUUAAAUGGUUAACUCCCUGGAAACAGCUGUGGUAGAAAGGCAGUGUGAAGGGAAGUUAACCAAUAGAACUUUAAGUAAAAAAUAAAAAGACAAUACAGAACAUGAAGAGUCUUGUUUGGUGGAUUAAAAAAAAUAGUCCCACUUGAGGAGCACAAAUUAUAAAGAGGAAGGUCAUCUGAGAGUAGGUUGAAAAAGCAAGGAGAUCCUAGAUUGUGGAGAAACUUAAAUGGCAGAGAAGUUUUAACUUUCUUAAGGGAUAAUAAAAACUUAAUUUUUUUUGACUGGACUGGUAGCAUGACAACAUCUAUGCAUAAGUAAGAUUGUUGUGAUGGUGCAACAAAUCCAAAGUUAGAGGAAGAAAAGAGUCAAUUCAAUACAAGAAGACAUGUAUAGAUGUCAGUGCAAUAUUCCAGGAAUGGUAAUAGAAAACCAUACUAGGAUGGCAGCAGAAGGGAUUGGUGAAAGAAAUGUUAGGAUAACAAAAUGAAUAAGUUAUAAAGAAUACAGAGGAGAAAAUAGGAGAAUGAAAGUAAUAAAAAUGGCAAUCUUGUCUUAAACAGUAUAAUCACUCCCUGAAUAGAGGAUGGUUGAUGUUAAUCAUCCUUUCAGGUUUCUCAAAUGUGUAAAGUUGCAUGAAUAGAGAUAAAUGAUUUAAGUCUUUUCUAUCCCUUUUUCUAAUGGCAGGAUGACUUUAUUUAUUUCUUUUUCCCCCUAGGAGCCUCAAGCCCAAAGAGAAAGCUCUUGGUGUGGGUCUACACAUGUUAUGUACAAGAAUACUUGGUAAAAAUGAGUUAUCUGUCCCUUCUUCAAUAUAAUAUAAAUAUAAAUGAAAUAAAAUAUGAUGGUUAUAUAAA